This is a messenger RNA of Heteronotia binoei (common prickly gecko), 2592 nucleotides long. It is a transcript of the gene HHIP, whose product is annotated as hedgehog interacting protein. The record is from RefSeq and is a predicted model, not a curated record. Bases 41 to 2083 code for a protein of 680 amino acids. The transcript is spliced from 14 exons. Lineage: Eukaryota; Metazoa; Chordata; Lepidosauria; Squamata; Gekkonidae.
GGCGUUGGAUUGUCACUCCGGCGACGGAGCUCCCCCGGGCAUGGUGGCGCUGAAGAUGCUCCCGCUCCGCCUGCUCUUGGUGGCCGUGGUCCUCUGCUUCUUCGAGGGGGAUGCCAAGUUCGGGGAGAACGGCGCCCGGCGGCGGCGGUGCUUGAACGGCAGCCCCCCACGGCGCCUCAAGAAGCGGGACAGGCGGCUGAUGCUUCUCGAGCCCCCCCACGGCGCGGAGCUGACCUGCCGGGGCUUCUACCCUCGCCUGUCCUGCUGCCCCCGGGCUGAGAGCCAAGGCUUGCUGCAGCUGGCCGAGAACAAGAUCUUUUCUGUUACCAACAACACAGAAUGUGUGAAGCUGCUGCAGGAAAUCAAAUGUGCACACUGUUCACCGAAUGCUCAGAAUCUGUUCCACUCAACUGAGAAAGAAGCAUUGGAAAGAGAACUAGUCCUUCCUUUCCUGUGCAAGGAUUAUUGUAAAGAAUUCUAUUACACUUGCAGAGGUCACAUACCAGGUUUUCUCCAAACAACGGUUGAUGAAUUUUGCUUCUACUAUGCAAGAAAAGAUGGUGGGUCAUGCUUUCCAGAUUUUCCAAGAAAACAAGUUCGAGGACCAGCUUCUAACUAUUUGGACCAGAUGGAAGAAUAUGGCAAAGUGGAAGAGAUCAGCAGGAAACACAAACACAAUUGCUUUUGUAUGCAUGAAGUUGUAAGUGGUCUGAGGCAACCUGUUGGAGCAGUACACUGUGGAGAUGGAUCACAGCGCCUGUUCAUCUUGGAGAAGGAGGGAUAUGUGAAGAUUUUCACACCUGAAGGAGAUAUAGUCAAGGAACCAUUUCUGGAUAUACACAAACUUGUUCAAAGUGGAAUCAAGGGUGGAGAUGAAAGAGGGCUGUUAAGCCUGGCAUUCCAUCCCACUUACAAAAAAAAUGGAAAGCUGUAUGUGUCUUAUACCACCAACCAAGAGCGAUGGGCUAUUGGGCCUCAUGACCAUAUUCUUCGGGUUGUAGAAUACACAGUAUCCAGAAAAAACCCACAUCAGGUUGAUAUGAGAACAGCAAGAGUUUUUCUAGAAGUAGCUGAGCUACACAGAAAACAUCUUGGAGGACAACUGUUGUUUGGCCCUGAUGGAUUUUUAUACAUAUUCCUUGGUGAUGGAAUGAUUACUAUUGAUGAUAUGGAAGAGAUGGAUGGUUUAAGUGAUUUUACAGGUUCUGUGUUGCGCCUGGAUGUAGACACUGAUUUCUGCAACGUGCCUUAUUCCAUACCACGGAGCAACCCGCACUUUAACAGCACCAAUCAGCCUCCUGAAAUUUUUGCACAUGGACUCCACAAUCCAGGCAGGUGUGCUGUGGAUCGUCACCCAACUGAUGUAAAUGUUAAUUUAACAAUACUUUGUUCAGACUCCAAUGGAAAGAACAGGUCCUCAGCAAGGAUCUUACAGAUAAUAAAGGGGAAAGAUUAUGAAAGUGAGCCUUCACUUUUAGAAUUCAAGCCAUUCAGUAGUGGACCCUUGGUUGGGGGAUUCGUAUACAGAGCCUGCCAAUCUGAAAGACUUUAUGGGAGUUACAUAUUUGCAGACCGCAAUGGAAACUUUUUAACACUUCAACAGAGCCCCAUUACCAAACAGUGGCAAGAGAAAUCAUUAUGUCUUGGCAACAGUGGUUCAUGUAGAGGUUUCUUUUCAGGACAUAUCUUGGGAUUUGGUGAAGACGAAUUAGGUGAAGUUUACAUCUUAGCAAGCAGUAAAAGCAUGACGCAGUCUCACAAUGGAAAACUUUAUAAAAUAAUUGACCCCAAAAGGCCUUUAGUUCCAGAAGAAUGCAAAAUACCAGCUCUUCCUGCCCAGAUAUUGACAUCUGAAUGCUCAAGGCAUUGUCGAAAUGGGCACUGCACUCCCACUGGAAAAUGUUGCUGUAAUCAAGGCUGGGAAGGUGAAUUCUGCAGAACUGCAAAAUGUGACCCAGCAUGUCGACAUGGAGGUGUCUGCAUACGACCAAACAAAUGCAUGUGUAAAAAGGGAUAUCUUGGGCUUCAGUGUGAACAAGUGGAUAGAAACAUCCGAAGAGUGACAAGGGCAGACAUCACCUAGAUGAACAGCUUUGCCAUGUCCUGUAAAAUACUAAAGUUACAUUUUUCUCCAACUUAAUUGGAAUGACGGGGAAUGAAAGAGCAAACACACUCUUUAAAGUGUUAUGGACCUAAUAUAGAAAUGUAUCCUUGUGGCAACCUUUAUACAUAAUCAACGAAGAAUCACCACCAAUCAACCAAUCAAUGUAAUAUUUAGAGUUCUUUCCAUUCUAUUUCAACUGGCCUGUUUAUAUGUUACUAGAAUCUAUUGCAGAAUUCUCACCUAAUAGAACUUCACAGGAUGGGAGCUCACUUCAGCAAGCCUUAUUUGUGUAAGAGGAUACUUGUACAAAUCAGUAAAAUUAAGAUUAUUUGCCAAAUAUGGUUAAAAUGUAAAUUGGGGGGAGUUAACAGAAUACUGUUUCCUUGGGGGGUUUUGUAAAUGUAUCAAUAAAUGUGGUGUACAUGCUGUAUUCAGAAUUGUUAAAGUAUUCCUAUUUUAACUAUAGGAUCAUCUUGAGAAUUUAAAAA